Glycine soja is the source of this 2699-nucleotide messenger RNA. RefSeq names its product protease 2-like. Gene Ontology annotation, molecular function: serine-type endopeptidase activity. The transcript is spliced from 10 exons. The record is from RefSeq and is a predicted model, not a curated record. Lineage: Eukaryota; Viridiplantae; Streptophyta; Magnoliopsida; Fabales; Fabaceae. Gene Ontology annotation, biological process: proteolysis. The coding region runs from base 91 to 2418 and encodes 775 amino acids.
AAAAGAAAAAGUGGUCAGCUAGGCCAAGGGGGUUUAUGUUUUGUGAGGAACUAGCCUAAAACCCUUCCCCUCCGCCCCAAACCCCCAACAAUGCGCCCUCUGUUCCGUUUCGCUCAAUUGGCUCGGCGCCACUACAAGGCGUCGCCACCACCACCACCGCCGACCCCACCGAAGCCCCCGAAGAAGCCACAGAAGUUCAGCUUCCACGGCGCAACGUGGGAGGAUCCAUACAGCUGGAUGUCGCAGCUGAACGACAAGGUGGCGAUGCGGCACAUGGACGUGUGCAUGGAGCAGGAGGAGAAGUACACGGAGGCCGUCAUGUCGGACUCCGAUAACCUCCUGAACAAGCUCCACUUCGAGAUGGCCUCCCGCAUGCCCUUCGACCUCUCCACCCCUCCCCUCCGCUGGGGCCCCUGGCUCUACUACCGCCGCGCCGAAGAAGCCAAACCCUACCCCGUUCUCUGCCGCCGGUUGGCCGCCUUGUACGACGACUUCAUUUCGCAUAAGUAUCCCCCCGCCGGGUUCGAUUUCACUACGGGGAAGACCAUUGAGCAGAAGCUCAUCGACUAUAAUCAAGAAGCCGAGAGGUUCGGAGGCUAUGCUUACGAGGAGCUGUCUGAGGUUUCACCGAAUCAUCAGUUUCUUGCAUACACUAUGUAUGAUAAAGAAAAUGACUACUUCAAGUUAUCUGUGAGAAAUUUAAAUUCGGGCUCCUUGUGCAGUAAGCCUCAGGCGGAUCGAGUUUCCAACCUGGCGUGGGCCAAGGAUGGACAGGCUUUGCUUUAUGUUGUGACGGAUAAGAAAAUGAGGCCUUACCGUAUCUACUACAGUCUGAUUGGAUCAACUGAUGAAGAUGUUUUGCUUUUGGAAGAGUCAGAUGAAAGUGUUCAUGUUAAUAUUAGGCACACAAAAGACUUUCAAUUCGUGACUGUAAAUACAUUCUCUACCACAUCAUCAAAGGUCUUUCUAAUAAAUGCAGCUGACCCAUUGUCUGGCUUGAAACUAGUUUGGGAGUGUGAUGUUCUAGCUCACUGCAUAAUUGAACAUCACCGAGGUUACCUUUAUUUAUUUACAGAUGCUCCCAAAGGUGGUCGAUCAGUUGAAUGUCAUUAUCUUCUUUGUAGUCCAGUGGAUCUUUCAAGUACUAGAAAAUGGGAGGAGGUAUUAGUUGAUGACCCAGGUUUGAUUAUUGAGGAUAUUGAUUUUAGUGAUAAAUACUUAGCACUCAUUGUAAGGGAAGGUCGAAAAGUUCAGCUUUGUUCAGUUGGACUGCCAUUGCCCUUUGGGAAGGGAGCAGUUAAACUGAGGAAGCUGGACCUACAGUACUUGUCUAUUCCAAAACAUGUUUGCCAAAUUAUGCCUGGACCAAACUAUGACUUUUACUCAUCUGUCAUGCGCUUUAUAAUAUCAUCACCUGUGAUGCCAGAUGCUGUGGUUGAUUAUGACCUGGCCACAGGUAAGUGGAACAUCAUUCAACAGCAAAAUAUGCUUCAUGACCGGACAAGAAUACUGUAUGGUAAAAAUUCUGCAAGUAUUAGUAUGGAGCCCUCAAAUUCCAAACACUCUAGUCCUGUGAGUGUUAACUUGGAAGAUGACCACUUAUGGAAUGACCUGUCUGAGUUUUAUGCCUGUGAACAAUAUGAGGUCCCUUCAUUUGAUGGAGUUUUGAUUCCUUUGACUAUUGUUUUUGCACGUAACAAUAAGACAGAAGCUAAAAAACCUGGCAUAUUGCAUGGACAUGGAGCUUAUGGUGAAUUACUUGACAAACGGUGGCGCAGUGAACUAAAAAGCCUCCUAGAUCGAGGUUGGGUUGUUGCCUAUGCCGAUGUUAGAGGUGGAGGUGGUUUUGGUAAGAAAUGGCAUAACGAUGGAAGACGUGCAAAGAAACAUAAUUCAAUUAAUGAUUACAUCUCUUGUGCCAAAUUCCUCAUUGAAAAAGAUAUUGUGCAUGAAAACAAAUUGGCUGGUUGGGGAUAUAGUGCUGGAGGACUUUUGGUUGCUUCUGCCAUUAAUCGUUCUCCAGAUUUAUUUCGUGCUGCAGUCUUAAAGGUUCCCUUUUUAGAUGCAACAAACACUCUUCUGUAUCCCAUCUUGCCACUUAUAGCUGCUGACUACAAAGAGUUUGGCUACCCUGGGGACCUCAAUGAUUUUCUUGCAAUUCGAGAAUAUUCUCCAUAUGACAAUAUACAAAAGGAUGCUCUUUAUCCAGCUGUAUUAGUAACCUCAUCUUUCAAUACACGAUUUGGGGUAUGGGAAGCUGCAAAAUGGGUUGCACGAGUUCGUGAUCUCUCAAUUUACGACCCAAAGCGGCCAAUAUUGCUGAACUUGACCACAGAUUUAGUAGAGGAAAACCGUUAUUUGCAGUCCAAGGAAUCAGCAUUAGAGGCUACAUUUCUCAUGAAGAUGAUGGAAUCUUAGAUAUCCAACUAUCAUUUGCUAAAUCUCUUAUGGCAACCUGAUAUAGAAUUGAAAUUGUACUUGCCAUCCGACAUUCUUUUCCAACUAGUUGAGCUUGUAGCCUUCAAAACUACUUGGGAUCUACAACCAAUGGAAUGGACACUAGAACGUUUGCUGGUUUAUCAUGUAAAAUGGGUUCAUUACAUGUUGUAAAUGUUACCGUGUCUUGUUUAACAAGAGCAUGAUGCAAUUUUGGUGUUAAUGGUAAUGCUAUCCACGCGUGCACGCAUGUAUUUAGCUUA